Molecule: messenger RNA, 802 nt
Organism: Dendroctonus ponderosae (mountain pine beetle)
Lineage: Eukaryota; Metazoa; Arthropoda; Insecta; Coleoptera; Curculionidae
Product: zinc finger matrin-type protein 5
Exons: 3
Coding region: 83-778 (231 amino acids)
Cellular component (GO): U12-type spliceosomal complex
Molecular function (GO): zinc ion binding; nucleic acid binding
Source: RefSeq, a predicted model, not a curated record
AUCCUUUGAAUGAAUUUUUGUGCACAUCUGGGGCAUCCUAAGGUCAUGGUAAAUCGACAGCAAACGUUUCCUUUCAACAUGCAUGCAUGUUUUUAAUUAUUCAGCGAUCUACUGUGUUGUGAUUGGUCAAUUGUUUGCACGAAGACCUUUGUGGCCGAUAGAUGUCUUGUCAGCACGAAAAAAACCGUCAAGUUCCUUCAGCUUAACCUCACUUCUACUGACUAUUUGUUAUGAGUUUAUUCAACGUACAAAACUCUUAAUUAUUGCUUUAUUCAAAAUGGGUCGUCGUUAUUACUGCGAAUAUUGUGACAAGACUUUCAUUGAUGAACUGGAAGCACGAAGAAAACAUCUACAGAGCGCCCAUCACAUUAAACUUCGUAAUAUGCACUAUGAGCAUUGUAGAGAUCCUGCCACUAUACUGAAAGAGGAACUAUUGAAAACCCCUUGCAGGAAAUAUUUCCAGAAUGGCACGUGUAUGUUCGAAGGCAGCUGUAAAUAUACUCAUUACUCUCCUGAACAGUUAUGUGUACUUAGACAGCAAGUUGAACAGAUGGAAAUAAAGCGCCAGAAAUUGGACUUGGAAAAAAAGCACAUUCCAUCUGUAGAAUCCUGGCUGGAAAAGUAUGAAAGGGUUGCUAAUAAGGAUGACAGCAGCACUGUGCACACGCCCUGGACUUACCCUGAACAGUUAGUGGGCAGAGCGGACUUACCACCAUCUCUAAUCAAAUUCCGUCCGGAACACUUUCAUGAUGAUGAUUUCGAAGAAUGGGGAAAAUAAUAAAGCAGACUAUUAAAAGUGCAA